Molecule: messenger RNA, 2154 nt
Organism: Ceratitis capitata (Mediterranean fruit fly)
Lineage: Eukaryota; Metazoa; Arthropoda; Insecta; Diptera; Tephritidae
Product: phospholipase B1, membrane-associated
Exons: 2
Coding region: 497-1864 (455 amino acids)
Biological process (GO): phospholipid metabolic process
Molecular function (GO): glycerophospholipase activity
Source: RefSeq, a predicted model, not a curated record
UUGCCACAAAGUAAUAAAUUUACACAUAUGUAUAUACAAAACCGCAACAAAUGAGCUGACUAAUUAAGCAGGGUAAGGACGGUUGUAUAUACAUAAACUCAUACAUACAUACAUGUAUAUGGCGUAUGUGUGCUUUGACAACUACAAAUAACUUAUUUUAUUUGUUUAAUAUAUUUAUUUAAAAACAAAUAAUUGUUGUUUUCGUUCCUUUGCUUAAUUCUGUUCCCCUUGGUUUUUUUUGUCUUAUAUUCGCACUAUGCGUUGAAGUCAAGAUUUUUUUACGUCAACGCAAUAAACAAAAAAAAAAAUUAAAAUAACAUUAUGAAAAGUAAAAAGCAUUUUAAUGCUUGCAGUUUAAACUGAAAUACUUUACGAGUUUAUUUUGCAAUUUCAUUUGUUUAUCGGCUGAGAAAGCGUCAAGAAGUCGACACGAGUUGACUAAAGUGCUUGUAAAUUCAAAAUUCUACAUCUGUGAAUAAAAGGUACGAAAUAAAACAUGCGGAAUAUACUACAUAUGACAGCCGCUCGGUUGGCUCUACUGCUUUUCUGCUUUGGGUGCUUGCAAACUACCACGCACACCUUUGACUUCUUUCGGCAAUGGCGACAAAAAAAGGCUGAUAUAAUCUGGAGCCGCCUCAUAGGACCGAAAACCGUUGCGGAUGUUCACGAUGCGUUAGAGGGUAAAACCCUAAUAACCGAUUUGGAUCGUAAUAUGCGACAUCUGUUCGUAAACGUGCGUCGCUAUUCAAUGAAACGCGCUGAUAUGGAUCAGAUAUUUGCUACCAAUCGCGCUGAGGGCAAAAUGCAACCGAUCAUACCACCAAAUCAGCCGUUCCCUUGUGAUCUCAGUUAUUCGCGCUCGACGUUUCCACCCACCUCGGUGCAUCAGUUGCGACCGGGUGAUAUUGAUAUUAUAGCUUCUAUUGGUGAUUCACUCUCGGCCGGCAAUGGUAUUAUGUCAGAUCGUGUGCUGCACAUCCUAAAUGAAUUUCGUGCAUUUUCCUUUUCUGGUGGUGGUUAUGGCGAUUGGCGUUCGUAUUUAACACUACCGAAUAUAUUGCGUGAAUUCAAUCCGAAUCUCUACGGUUACUCAACGGAGAAUGAAUUGACAGUGGACAGCACAUCACGUCUGAAUAUCGCCGAACCCAUGAUCAUGUCGCGCGAUCUGCCAUUUCAAGCACGUGUACUGAUUGAUCGUAUGCGUCAGGAUCCAAAUGUCGACAUGGAAAAUCAUUGGAAACUACUCACAAUUUUUGUGGGCAACAAUGACAUCUGCACUGACAUGUGUCACUACGAUAAUAUGACUGAGUUUGUGCGACGUCAUGAAAUCGAUAUGCGUCAGACGUUCACUUUACUGCGUGACAACGUACCACGUCUACUGAUCAAUCUGAUACCCGUGCCUAAUAUGGUCAUUUCACUCUAUCCCAUGGAAAAUAAGGUGCCGUUUCGUUGCUUUGCUGUACAUCAUUUAGGCUGUCAUUGUAUAUUCAGUCAUGCCGUUGGUGAGAAAGAACUACAUCAGGCUUAUGAUCGAAUCAAUCGUUGGCACGAAGUCGAUCAGUAUGUGGCGCAAUUACCAGAAUUUCAAACAAAUGACUUCGCUGUCGUCUAUCAACCCUUCACCGCAUAUAUACAAACUCCAAGGCUGGCAAAUGGGGAAACAGAUUUUCGUUACUUUGCUAGCGAUUGCUUCCACUUCAGUCAAUGGGGUCAUGCGUCCAUGUCGAACUCACUCUGGAAUAGUAUGCUUCAGCCGAUGGGUAGAAAACAACUUAAUAUGGUGCCGGCUUUCAGCCAUUUCGAGUGUCCCACUGAGGAGCGACCCUACAUUGCAACACUCUAUAAUAGUUGGCAAAGAAAGUGAAACUAUUUGCAAAAACUUUAUUUCUAAAUGUGGAGCACUAGUUUUAAGAAGUUCGUUGUUUUGUAAAUGAUCAAAAUAAAAUAAAAGUAAUGGUUGAAAUGUUUUAUUAAAAGUCAAGUUAGUUGCCGAACUGAUCUCGGACAGUCCCGAAUACAUCUUUAGUUUGAAAUGGUCUAAUGAAUCUGAAAUCGAAUGAUACUUUUUCCAAAAAUACUUUUUUGCCUCCAAAGAACCUAAACUUUGUUAUAAAACGGAGGGUUAUAGUCUCUACUUUAUCAAACAAACAUAUA